Symphalangus syndactylus (siamang) is the source of this 4796-nucleotide messenger RNA. Its product is annotated as zinc finger protein 43-like. Gene Ontology annotation, molecular function: RNA polymerase II cis-regulatory region sequence-specific DNA binding; DNA-binding transcription activator activity, RNA polymerase II-specific. Gene Ontology annotation, biological process: regulation of transcription by RNA polymerase II. Lineage: Eukaryota; Metazoa; Chordata; Mammalia; Primates; Hylobatidae. Gene Ontology annotation, cellular component: nucleus. The record is from RefSeq and is a predicted model, not a curated record.
GGCUUCCGCGUUUGGCGGGUACUUUGUCUCUGGCUGUAGCCAGAGCUGCAGGUCUCGUCUUCCCUGGUUUGUGUCCUCUUCUCCUAGGGGCCCAGCCUCUGUGGCCCUGUGACCUGCAGGUAUUGGGAGAUCCCCAGCUAAGGCGCCAGGGCCCCCUGGAAGCCUAGAAAUGGGACCACUGACAAUUAGGGAUGUAACUGUAGAAUUCUCUCUGGAGGACUGGCAAUGCCUGGACAUUGUUCAGCAGAAUUUAUAUAGGGAUGUGAUGUUAGAGAACUACAGAAACCUGGUCUUCCUGGGUAUUGCUGUCUCUAAGCCAGACCUGAUCACCUGUCUGAAGCAAGGAAAAGAGCCCUGGAAUAUGAAGAGACAUGAGAUGGUAGCCAAACCCCCAGUUAUGUGUUUUCAUAUUGCUGAAGACCUUUGCCCAGAGCAAGACAUAAAAUCUUUUUUCCAAAAAGUCAUACUGAGGAGAUAUGAUAAAUGCAAACAUGAGAAUUUACAAUUAAGACAGGGCUGUAAAAGUGUGGAUGAGUGUAAGGUGUGCAAAGGAGGUUAUAAUGGACUUAAUCAAUAUCUGAUAACUACCCAGAGCAAAAUAUAUCAGUGUGAUAAAUAUGUAAAAGUCUUUUAUAAAUUUUCAAAUUCAGAUAGACAUAAGAUAAGACAUACUGCAAAGAAAACUUGCAAAUGUAAAGAACGUGGCAAAUCAUUUUGCAUGCUUUCACAACUAACUCGACAUAAGAGAAUUCAUAUUAGAGAGAAUUCCCACAAAUGUGAAGAAUGUGGCAAAACCUUUAACCAGUCCUCAGCUCUUACUCGACUUAAGAUGACUCAUACUGGAGAGAAACCCUACAAAUGUGAAGAGUGUGGCAAAGCUUUUAACCGGUCUUCACACCUUACUCAACAUAAGAUAAUUCAUACUAGAGAGAAACCCUACAAAUGUGAAGAGUGUGGCAAAGCCUUUAACCGGUCUUCACACAUUAUUCAACCUCUUACUACCCUUACUCAACAUAAGAGAAUUCAUACUGGAGAGAAACCCUACAAAUGUGAAGAGUGUGGCAAAGCCUUUAACCAGUCCGUAAACCUUACUACACAUAAGAUGAUUCACACUGGAGAGAAACCCUACAAAUGUGAAGAGUGUGGCAAAGCUUUUAACCGGUCUUCACACCUCACUCAACAUAAGAUAAUUCAUACUGGAGAGAAACCCUACAAAUGUGAAGAGUGUGGAAAAGCCUUUAACCGGUCUUCACACCUUACUAAACAUAAAAGAAUUCAUACUAGAGAGAAGGCCUACAAAUGUGAUGAAUAUUGCAAAGCCUUUAACUGGUCUUCAGCUCUUAAUACCCUUACUCAACAUAAGAUAAUUCAUACUAGAGAGAAACCCUACAAAUGCGAAGAGUGUGGCAAAGCCUUUAACCAGUCUUCAUACCUUAUUCGACAUAAGAUAAUUCAUACUGGAGAGAAACCCUACAAAUGUGAAGAGUGUGGCAAAGCCUUUAAGCAGUCUUCAAACCUUACUCAACAUAAGAUAAUUCAUACUGGGGAGAAGCCCUACAAAUGUGAAGAAUGUGGCAAAGCCUUUAACCGGUCUUCACACCUUACUCAACAUAAGAUAAUUCAUACUAGAGAGAAACCCUACAAAUGUGAAGAAUGUGGCAAACCUUUUAAUCAUUUCUCAUACCUUACCAUACAUAAGAUAAUUCAUAAUGGAGAAAAACCCUACAAAUGUGAAGAAUGUGUCAAAGCUUUUAACUCUUCCUCACUCCUUAUGAAACAUAAGGGAAUUCAUAAACAGAAACCCUACAAAUGUGAAGAAUGUAGCCUGGCUUUUAACAAAUCCUCAACAUUUAUUAAGCACAAAAUAAUUCAUGCUAGAGAGAAACCCUUGAAAUGUGAUGAAUGUGGCAUAGCCUCUACCCAGUUCUCAACUCUUACUAAACAUAAAAUAAUUCAUACCAGAGUGAAUUUCUGCAAAUGUGAAAAAUGUGGAAAAGCUUUUAACUGCCCUUCAAUCAUCACUAAACACAAGAGAAUUAAUACUGGAGAGAAACCCUACACAUGUGAAGAAUGUGGCAAAGUCUUUAACUGGUCCUCACGUCUUACUACACAUAAAAAAUUUUAUACUGGAUACAAACUCUACAAAUGUGAAGAAUGUGGCAAAGUUUUUAACAAGUCCUCAAUCCUUACUACCCAUAAGAUAAUUUGCACUGGAGAGAAAUUCUACAAAUGUAAAGAAUGUGCCAAAGCUUUUAACCAAUCCUCAAACCUUACUGAACAUAAGAAAAUUCAUCCUGGAGAGAAACCUUACAAAUGUGAAGAAUGUGGCAAAGCUUUUAACUGGCCCUCAACUCUUACUAAACAUAAGAGAAUUCAUACUGGAGAGAAACCCUACAAAUGUGAAGAAUGUGGCAAAGCCUUUAACCAGUUCUCAAACCUUACUACACAUAAGAGAAUCCAUACUGCAGAGAAAUUCUAUAAAUGUACAGAAUGUGGUGAAGCUUUUAGCCGGUCCUCAAACCUUACUAAACAUAAGAAAAUUCAUACUGAAAAGAAACCCUACAAAUGUGAAGAAUGUGGCAAAGCUUUUAGAUGGUCCUCAAAGCUUACUGAACAUAAGUUAACUCAUACUGGAGAGAAACCCUACAAAUGUGAAGAAUGUGGCAAAGCCUUUAACUGGCCCUCAACCCUUACUAAACAUAACAGAAUUCAUACUGGAGAGAAACCCUACAAAUGUGAAGUAUGUGGCAAAGCCUUUAACCAGUUCUCAAACCUUACUACACAUAAGAGAAUUCAUACUGCAGAGAAACCCUACAAAUGUGAAGAAUGUGGCAAAGCUUUUAGCCGGUCCUCAAACCUUACUAAGCAUAAGAAAAUUCACAUUGAAAAGAAACCCUACAAAUGUGAAGAAUGUGGCAAAGCUUUUAAGUGGUCCUCAAAGCUUACUGAACAUAAGAUAACUCAUACUGGAGAGAAACCCUACAAAUGUGAAGAAUGCGGCAAAGCUUUUAACCAUUUCUCAAUCCUUACCAAACAUAAGAGGAUUCAUACUGGAGAGAAACCCUACAAGUGUGAAGAAUGUGGCAGAGCUUUUACCCAAUCCUCAAACCUUACUACACAUAAGAAAAUUCAUACUGGAGAGAAAUUCUACAAAUGUGAAGAAUGUGGAAAAGCUUUUACCCAAUCUUCAAACCUUACUACACAUAAAAAAAUUCAUACUGGAGGAAAACCCUACAAAUGUGAAGAAUGUGGCAAAGCUUUUAACCAGUUCUCAACUCUUACUAAACAUAAGAUAAUUCACACUGAGGAGAAACCCUACAAAUGUGAAAAAUGUGGCAAAGCCUUUAAGUGGUCCUCAACCCUUACUAAACAUAAGAUAAUUCAUACUGGAGAGAAACCCUACAAAUGUGAAGAAUGUGGCAAAGCUUUUAAACUGUCCUCAACCCUUUCUACACAUAAGAUUAUUCAUACUGGAGAGAAACCCUACAAAUGUGAAAAAUGUGGCAAAGCUUUUAACCGAUCCUCAAACCUUAUUGAACAUAAGAAAAUUCAUACUGGAGAGCAACCCUACAAAUGUGAAGAAUGUGGCAAAGCAUUUAACUAUUCCUCACACCUUAAUACACAUAAGAGAAUUCAUACUAAAGAGCAACCCUACAAAUGUAAAGAAUGUGGCAAAGCUUUCAACCAAUAUUCAAACCUUACUACCCAUAACAAAAUUCAUACUGGAGAGAAACUCUACAAACCUGAAGAUGUAACAGUGAUUUUGACAACACCUCAAACUUUUUCAAACAUAAAAUAAAUUAUACUGGUGAGAAAUUCUAGAAAUGUAAAGAAUGUGACAAAGGCUUUACAUGGUUGUCACACUUGAUUAUAGAUAAGAUAAUUUAUAUUGGAGUAAACUUCUACAAGUAUGAAGAAUGUGGCAAAACUUUUAAUUAAUGCUCAUACCUUAUUGUACAGGAAAGAAUUUUUACUUGGAAAAACAUGUAUACACAAAGAAUGUGGAAAAGCCAUUAAUAUGUGCUCAUAUCUUACUCAACAUCAGAGAGUCUGUACUUGAUAAAACCAUUAUAGAUGCAACUAGUGUCAAAAUAUCUUUCAGAAAAUAGAAGCCUUUAAAGUGAAGAAGAUAAUUCAUUCUGAAGACAAACAUUACAAAUAUUAAGAGGGUUGUAGUACCAUUACUUGCAUCGCAGAUCUUAUUGUACACAUUUUGUACUAAAGAAAACCCUGAAGCAUUGCUCAAAUACUGUUCAACAUCAGAAAAUUUAUAUUAGAAAAAAACCCUGGAAAAUGUAAUAAAUUUGUAAAAACAGUUUUGAAAAACUACAGCUUAUAAAACAUGAGGGUCUAUAAUACUCGGUUGAUAGUUCAAAGUUUGUUCAACAUCAGGGAAUUUAUAUUGGAGAAAAACCCUACAAAUGUAAUCAGUUUGGAAAAACAUUUUUUUAAAAACCACAGCAUAGAAAACACCAGAGUGUUCAUAUUAAAAUAUGUUUUCACAGAUGCAGUAAAAAUGAAAAAAAUUUAAUCCGAAAUUAAGUUUAUGUAAAUAUCUGAGAAUACACAGUAGAAAUAUCUAAGGCACGGACACUUCAGACAUUACACUAAAUCAGUGCUAAGUACAGAAAACAACACUAAAUAAAACUUGGUGGAUAAAUUAUUUGUAUAUAACAUUAAAAGAAGUAGAAGAUUUUCAGAGUUAUAAUUACAAUUAAAGUAUACUUUUAUCUUGAAAAAAUUACUGAUUUUUAAAUUAGUGAAUAAUGAUGUAAUUAAACUCUCACAUAACUUUA